AUGGAGACGAAGAUCAACUGGGGUGCCCAUAAAUGGGCUCUCUUCUUCUGUGGCAUCUCGACCUUUGGUGCCUUGUGCUACGGCUAUGACCAGAUCUACUACACCGGCGUUCAGGGCAUGACCCCUUUCAUCAAUGACUAUGGUCAGACCACGGACUCGGACGGCAACCCGGCUCUUACAACCUCGUUUCUCUCGCUCACUGCAUCCAUCAUCUACGUUGGAGAACUCGCCGGCGCCUUCAUAGCGGCUCCGAUCAACGACUUCUUCGGGCGCAGGGCUGUCUUUUUCUGCGCCAGCCUCUGUAUCAUCGGUGGAGCGGUUGUUCAGCUGGCCUCGCACGGCUCAGAAGGACUGAUCGUGCUGGGACGUAUCCUCAUUGGUCUCGGCAUCGGUCAGUUCACUGUGACUUGCCUACUAUACAUGGGAGAAAUUGCUCCGACCGCCAUCCGAGGACCUGCCCUCAUGAUGUUUCAGUUGCUGCAGUCUUGCUCGCAGCUAGUCGGAUCGGCAAUCACCCAAGGAACCUCGACUAUAUCCGGCAAGAACUCGUAUCUGAUCCCCUUUGGCCUGCUCAUAGCUUUGCCAGGUCUCAUGAUACUCUUCCUGCCUUUUCUUCCCGAAAGCCCUGCCUGGUACGCUAGAAAGGGAAAGACGGAAAAAGCCAAGAUUGCCUUGGAGCGAAUCAAUCGUAGCAUGCCAGGCUACGAUCCAUCAUGCGACAUGCAGGUCCUUCAAGACGCUAUAGAGCUUGAGAAGCAACUAGCCUCCGAGUCGUCCUGGAGCUCGUUGAUCAUGGACCCUAUCGAACGUCGGAAGGUCAUCUACUCAGCAGGCGCCAUGAUCGCGCAGCAAAUCAACGGCAUCCAGUUCUUCUAUUCGUAUGGUGUCGUCUUCGCCCAGUCGAUUGGGAUGGCUCAGCCCUUCACAAUCUCCCUGAUAACCAACAUUCUGCAGGUGGUUGCUGUCGCCGUCUCCGUCCUACUGGGUAACAAGACUCCCCGCCGCCAGAAUCUCUGGUAUACCACACUGGGGCUUUUCGCGUCCUAUAUCAUUGUCGGUGGUCUGGGUACAACGCGCGACUCCGCCGGGAACUUCAGCUCCUCUGUCAGCAUCGCCAUUGUGGUGUUUUCUUAUAUCGUGAUAGUCUGCUUUAACUUCUCUCUGGGUCCAUUGGCUUACACAAUCAACUCGGAAAUGGCCGUCGGGAGAAACAGAAACAAGAUCGUAUCCGUCGCGAUCUGUUCAUUCUUCAUCACAGUCUACAUCAUCGCAUUUACAGCUCCAUACCUGUACUAUUCGGCUAACAUGGGGCCGAUGAUGUGCUUUGUAUAUGCAGGCACAACACUCAUCACUCUGGCCUACAUCUGGUUUUGUGUCGGCGAGACAACAGGUCGCACUGUUUCCGAAGUUGAGCGAUUCUUUAUGGAUAAGGUCCCAGUGCGUGAGUGGAGGAGUUACACUUUUGUCAAUGCGGUCGAGAAGAAGGCGGCAACCCUGCAUGAACCUGAGAACGAAAAAUGCGAGAAUACUGAGGUCGUAUAG
This is a messenger RNA of Purpureocillium lilacinum, 1542 nucleotides long. RefSeq lists its product as uncharacterized. Gene Ontology annotation, molecular function: carbohydrate:proton symporter activity. Gene Ontology annotation, biological process: transmembrane transport; carbohydrate transport. Gene Ontology annotation, cellular component: membrane. The record is from RefSeq and is a predicted model, not a curated record. Lineage: Eukaryota; Fungi; Ascomycota; Sordariomycetes; Hypocreales; Ophiocordycipitaceae.